Molecule: messenger RNA, 2079 nt
Organism: Cylicocyclus nassatus
Lineage: Eukaryota; Metazoa; Nematoda; Chromadorea; Rhabditida; Strongylidae
Source: the annotation of a GenBank genome assembly
AGAGCCAGGUUUCCACAGUUCGUGUUAUCCAUAUGUCUUCGUGCUCGUCGGUUAUGUGCUCGUAUCUACAAUUGAAUUUCCAGCAAAGCGCAAAUCGUGAUGCUUCGUUCUGUGCAGCAGCAAAGCUCACGGACACUUAGCACCACACGUCUGUUGCGCGAUGGACAUGAAAUAGACCUCUCCGAUCCAAAACAGUUGGCUCUGCACAAACUGUAUCGGCCAGAACGAGUAACCCCAGCGAAGAGAGGGCUGGAGCUGUUGAAAACUCCGAGACUAAACAAGGGAAUGGCAUUCUCACUCUAUGAGCGACAAUACCUUGGUAUUCAUGGUCUUCUCCCACCAGCUUUUAUGACAGCCGAGCAGCAAGCAUUUCGUGUCAUGAGCAAAUUAAGAGAGCAGCCAAACGACCUUGCUAAGUAUGUCCAACUGGAUAGUUUGCAAGACCGCAAUGAAAAGCUUUUUUAUCGGGUAUUGUGCGACAAUAUAAAGGAGUUAAUGCCAAUUGUUUACACUCCAACUGUAGGACAAGCAUGCCAGAAAUUCGGCUUCAUCUAUCGAAAUCCGAAAGGCUUAUAUAUCACAAUCAACGACAACUCCAUCAGUAAAAUUUAUCAGAUACUUGCAAAUUGGCCAGCUACAAAUAUUCAGGCUAUUGUGGUGACGGAUGGUGAGCGGAUUCUUGGGCUUGGAGAUCUAGGUGCAUACGGUAUCGGAAUACCGGUUGGUAAACUCGCCCUCUACGUAGCUUUGGCAGGAUUGCACCCCGAAUGGUGUCUGCCAGUGCUGAUCGACGUCGGCACCGACAACCAAAGCCUACUGAAUGAUCCCUUUUACACCGGUCUGCGACGGCCACGAGUUCGUGGUCCAGAAUACGACACUUUGAUGGAUAACUUCAUGAAAGCAUGCACCAAGAGGUUCGGUCGUGACACCCUAAUACAGUUCGAAGACUUUGGGAAUCAAAAUGCAUACCGCCUUCUAGAUAGAUAUAAGAACGAAUACUGCAUGUUCAAUGACGACAUUCAAGGAACUGCCUCUGUUGUGGUGGCUGGUUUGUUGGCCACAACUAGGGCUACGAAGAAGAAGCUUUCGCAGCAGAAAUUCGUGUUCUUUGGUGCAGGAGGAGCGGCUACCGGAGUCGCUGAGAUGUGCGUACGACAGAUGGUGGAUGAGGGCUUGUCAGAGCAAGAAGCUUGCAAAAACAUCUUUAUGAUAGAUAUCGAUGGCUUGAUCACGAAAAGUCGAGCUUCGACCCUAUCAGAUCGUCACCUUCGAUUUGCUAAGGAUUUGCCGGAUACGAAGAGCCUUCUGGAAGUUGUCAAAACGGUGAAGCCCGCAGCUAUUAUUGGUGCUUCGACAGUGGCUGGUGCAUUCAGCGAAGAAGUUAUCGCCGAGAUGGCGCGGAUAAAUACUAGACCAAUCAUCUUUGCUCUUUCAAACCCUACGAGUAAAGCUGAAUGUACUGCCGAAACUGCAUUCCGAGUAACAAAUGGUGCCGUAUUAUUCGCAUCUGGAUCACCGUUCGACAACGUCGAGCUGAAUGGUAAACUCUACAAACCUGGUCAAGGCAACAACGCUUACAUCUUUCCCGGAAUCGCACUGGGAUGUGUUUUGUUCAAAGCGAAGCUCAUCCCAGACAAGCUUUUCCUUCUAGCGGCGCGGCGAGUAGCAGAAGCAGUUACGGAAAAGUCGUUGAAUCAGUAUGCUCGGCUCUUCCCACGAAUCAAAAGCAUUCGUGAAUUGUCGAUUCAAAUCGCGAUUGAGGUUGGCGAAUAUCUGUACUCCCAUAAUCUUGCUACACUGCACCCGAAGCCGGACGAUAUGGAGUUAUUUAUCCGACAGCACGUCUACACAGUCGAAUACACGGAAUUGAUAAACAGGACCUACGACUGGCCUGCAAAGGACGCUAAGCACGGCUUUCCUGUUCCAGUAAUGCGCAGAUCUUCAAUGGAUGACGAAUGAGCUUGCUGAUAGUCGCACUGCACACUUUUCAGUUCAAACGACCUCCUAUUACCUCGCGUGCCAAAGAUAAUUACUUAAUCUAGGUGCUGCAGUUUAAUAACAAGUAUGACAUUUGGUAUA